GUUUGUCAUCACAGACCUACUUUUCUUGACUGCUACUGCUGGCUUCCUCAAAGUAUCAUAAUCUCAGCUCUCUUCCAUCACUUUCUCGCAAACUUGCAAUUUUCAAUUUCAGAGCUCUCUCUCUCUCAAAUGGCAGCCUUUUCAUACCAACACCACUGUUUUCAUCUUGACUCGGUUUUCUUGCCAAACACUUCCAUUAAGAAUCUGUCCGGCUUUAUGGAGGAAGAGAACAUCAAUACCAGCUGCUUUUCCCAAUUUGAGCCUCCUGAACUUCCCCUUCAAAUUCCUCUUGAUGUUAGAUUUAAGGACACUAGUCGUCUUGAUCAAAGCUCUAUGCUUGCUCCUUGUGAUAAUGAGCCUUCUGUGACCAAGAAACAGAGCACAGACAACUCCACUGUGGUAGAUAAGCUUGAAAGCGGUGAGCAAGUUACCCAGAAGGUGCCUCCUAUGGACAAGAAGAGGAAGCAUGCAAAUGAGUCAUCUUUGAAUUCCGCUCAAUCAAAGGAUGCUAGAGAUGGAAAAAGCAAGAAACAAAAGAAAUGCAAUAUUAGUGAAUUGAAGGAUGAAGAUAAGAGGCCUAAAGCUGAGAAGAAAGUCCCUGAAGAGCCCCCAACAGGUUACAUUCAUGUAAGAGCAAGGAGGGGCCAAGCAACAGACAGCCACAGCCUUGCAGAGAGGGUAAGAAGAGAGAAAAUUAGCGAGAGGAUGAAGAUUUUGCAACAACUUGUUCCUGGCUGUGACAAGGUAACUGGAAAGGCCCUCAUGUUGGAUGAAAUUAUUAAUUAUGUCCAGUCUCUACAGAAUCAAGUGGAGUUCCUUUCCAUGAAGCUUGCUUCCGUUAAUCCUUUGUUCUAUAACUUUGGAAUGGAUCUAGAUGCAUUGAUGGUCAACAGUAUAGAGGGAUUGAGUAGCUUGGCAUCAUCAUCCCCACCUAUGCAGCAAUGCAACCCGACCCAGCCAACAGAUUUUGCUGAUGCGGCCACCACCACUACCUUUGCCACGGCAAAUAACUAUCCUUUCAUUGAUAAUUCAUCAGCAUCAAUACUAAUUCAAGGGCAAAGGCCUAAUGACUUCAUUCAUGAGGUUAGUGGUACUGAUCUAUUGUGGAACGUAGAUGAACAAGGACAAAAAUUUCUUAAUCCAUCUGGGUUCAGCAACAAAUUGUGUUCUUUCCAUUAAAAUAAUACCAGAUCGAGCUGCCCUACAAACAUCUGCAAUGGGAUCGAUGUCAAAGCCAGAGAGAAAGAAGAAACACAAAGACAUGAUAAAAGUCAAAACGUACGAGGCUUCUUUAAUUUGUUCUUGUAGCAUAAGUUCCAAUGGAGAGGGCUUCUGCAUCUUCAAUCAAAAGCUCUGGUUCCAAGUCCAAUAACAGUAAAAAAGUGGCAUCUAAAACAUGAAUAAAGGGCAGCAAAAUCAAUGGAGGAAGAUCAUAAAGGACAUAUACAACCGACCAAAUAAGACCAGAUCUUUUUCUAGAUACCUUGUUCUUGUCUAUUUUCAACAAUUCAUAACUCUCUUCCAUGCACAAAUACCAAGGACCAUGUUUGGUGGUUAAGCCUAACUCUAGGAGCUAUUUUGCAUGGAAAGCUAGCAUAGUAUAUUUAAGUUCCUGUUAUGGAAUUGGAAUUGAAUCAUUGUGGUUACAGUUAUUCGGUUAUUGUUGUUAUUUUUACUGUUGCCUCUUGAGUUUGAGAGAGGGGUAAAGGAGAUGCUGUUACUGUAAUUGACAUGACUAGUUAUGCAAAUAUUUUUGGGUACAGUUGGCUCA
This is a messenger RNA of Hevea brasiliensis (rubber tree), 1771 nucleotides long. Its product is annotated as basic helix-loop-helix protein 80. The record is from RefSeq and is a predicted model, not a curated record. Gene Ontology annotation, molecular function: DNA-binding transcription factor activity; protein dimerization activity. The coding region runs from base 130 to 1179 and encodes 349 amino acids. The transcript has 8 exons. Gene Ontology annotation, biological process: regulation of DNA-templated transcription. Gene Ontology annotation, cellular component: nucleus. NCBI's taxonomy places the organism in Eukaryota, Viridiplantae, Streptophyta, Magnoliopsida, Malpighiales, Euphorbiaceae.